This is a messenger RNA of Athene cunicularia (burrowing owl), 787 nucleotides long. It is a transcript of the gene MDFIC2, whose product is annotated as MyoD family inhibitor domain containing 2. NCBI's taxonomy places the organism in Eukaryota, Metazoa, Chordata, Aves, Strigiformes, Strigidae. The transcript has 6 exons. The record is from RefSeq and is a predicted model, not a curated record. The coding region runs from base 92 to 769 and encodes 225 amino acids.
CAUCACCACACAGCGAGGGAUUCGGCCGAAAGCACUCCUCCUCGGCGUCUGAACCCUGCUGCUUUCCCCUCCCCCCGGUUGGAAGAUACAGAUGUCAGAAGCCGAGACAGACAAGGUAAAAAUCAAACCAGCAGAAAGUUUUGACCAUGACAAGAAAAAUAUUUCUUGGCUGAAGAAUGAACUGGACAGUCCCAUCCUACAGCCCCUUGGAGAGUCAGACAGCUGCACCAGGUCCCUGCCUCUCCUGGUGCUCCCCAGGGUGAUGCUGCACAGCGAGGACCAAGCAGAUAACCAGCUUACAAAUGAAAAACGUACAGAUGAAAAGCCUAUGAAAGGUAUUGUUAUGAGUUCUGUCGCAGAAUUCAGCAUCACAGACACUUCAUCAAAGGGUACCAAAAAUGAGAAGAAAUUGUCAGAUGCGAGCACAUCAUCCAUUGCUUCCCUGGAGAAAUGCAGAGAAUUCACUUACAUUGAAGAAGACACAUCAGUACAUCAGAGAGACAGUGACGAUGAAUGCGCAACACUUAUCCUGGCCUGCUUGUUCUGCCAAUUUUGGGACUGUCUUAUAAUGCUGCCUGAUACCUGUGAACAUUGGCUGACAGAUACCUGUUGUCCAUCCAAUAGAUACUACCAGACCUCCAACGAAGACCACACAAACAACGACUGCAACUGUGACUGUGACAUCGAUUGCAGCCUUUUUGAGUCCUGCCACGAGACUGGUGAAUGCCUGGAACUUGCUAUGGAGAUUUCCGAAGUCUGCUAUCGCUAAUAGGAAAAUAAGUGGCAA